AUGCUGGUUUCUACCCUGCUCGUGUUAUUUGGGUGUCUCUCCGCACCGAUUCACUCGCGCCACUCUCAUUCGCACGGAAUUCGUUCUUCCAACGACGCUAUUUAUCGAAAGCUUCAGGCACGAAUUGUACCUGUUGUCUCGCCUUCGACUACCCGUGUGCGCGUUGCCAGAGCAGUUCAGCCUGUGGCUAACAAGCGCCACGGCAAGCGCGAAGCAAACAUCUCGCUCAGAAUAUCUGCGGCUUUGAAUGAAUUCCUUCAAAUCGUUGACAAUGAAGCCUCGAAAAUAAGGUCAUUCGCCCAAAGCGCAUCCCCAGAAGACAUUGCCUCGCAAGCCCAAGAGCCGCUUCAGAACGUACUCAAGGCCGCUCAACAAGCACUUGCGAACGUCAAGAAUUGCGAAUACGCGCCUGCACCAUCUGGUGCAUACCAAACUCCGCCAAGCUCUCCAUGCCCGUUACUUCUGGCUAUCAUCCGAUCCCUCAAGAACAUCCUUUCAAGCUUACAGGCCGUAAUGACUGCAUCUCAGGCCCACAAGAACUUAGGCGACAUCAUUACCCAAAUCACGGGGAUCGUUGCACAAAUCAUCUCCGAGGUUGACUCGAAACUACCCGGAGCGAUCAAAGACCUCGCAGAGAUGGGCCGUGACGUUUUGGACUCUAUUCGCUUUGACGGUUUCGGCUUUGGUGGCAUUAUGAACGCUGUUAGACCAUUGUAA
Molecule: messenger RNA, 717 nt
Organism: Puccinia triticina
Lineage: Eukaryota; Fungi; Basidiomycota; Pucciniomycetes; Pucciniales; Pucciniaceae
Exons: 5
Coding region: 1-717 (238 amino acids)
Source: RefSeq, a predicted model, not a curated record